Penicillium brevicompactum is the source of this 481-nucleotide messenger RNA. Its product is annotated as translation initiation complex factor eIF1A. The transcript has 2 exons. Lineage: Eukaryota; Fungi; Ascomycota; Eurotiomycetes; Eurotiales; Aspergillaceae. Gene Ontology annotation, cellular component: cytoplasm. Gene Ontology annotation, biological process: translational initiation. Gene Ontology annotation, molecular function: translation initiation factor activity; RNA binding. The coding region runs from base 32 to 481 and encodes 149 amino acids. The record is from RefSeq and is a predicted model, not a curated record.
UCGACCCAGGUGAAGGUCGCACACACCCGCCAUGCCCAAGAACAAGGGAAAAGGCGGUAAGAACCGUCGUCGUGGAAAGAACGAGAACGACAACGAGAAGCGUGAACUCGUCUUCAAGGAGGAGGGCCAGGAGUACGCACAGGUCGUGAAGAUGCUGGGCAACGGUCGUCUCGAGGCUCUUUGCUUCGAUGGCGAGAAGCGUCUCGCUCACAUUCGUGGCAAGCUCCGCAAGAAGGUCUGGAUCAACCAGGGUGAUAUCAUCCUCCUCUCUCUCCGUGAUUACCAGGAUGAGAAGGGUGAUGUUAUCAUGAAGUACACCGCCGACGAGGCCCGUUCUCUCAAGGCCUACGGUGAGCUGCCUGAGCACGCCAAGAUCAACGAGACCGACACCUACGGCGGUGACGGCCUGGACGACAACGUCGAGUUCGACGAAGAUCGCGAGAGCGAGGAUGAGAAGGACAUCGAUGUCGACGACAUCUAA